AUGGUCCUCCUUUUGUUGCCUGUCGAAAUAAUAAAAAUGAUAGCGGCAGAGCUACCAUAUGAAGAUGUGCUUGACUUGAUAUGCACCAACAAAUUUCUUCAUGACCUCCUACUUCGUGACCUUUAUAAACGAAAUCUUGAUACAGAUCCACGGGGACAUGCCUUGUUUUGGUGUGCAGUUAAUGGUGCUAUACAAGGGAUGAAUCACUUAUUAUCCUGGAAAGCAGAUGUGAACAAACGCUUGUGGUUGUACGAGAAAGACAAGGGCGGGAUGAUAAGAUGGGAGCCAAUUUCAGCUCUACUCUUGGCUGUCGAGAAUGACCACUUGUUUAUCGCAGAUCUGCUUUUGAAACAUGGAGCCGAUGCAAAUGCGAACCUCACCGGCCACGGCCUCACUCCCUUGGAUGUGGCCGUAGGACGGGGGAAUGGGGUUAUGACCCAGUUACUUCUUCAAAAAGGCGCAAAGAUAAGAGAUGAAAUCACUUUGUCUCGUGCUAUAGAAAUCGGAGGCUUACUAGCUUGGGUGAAGGCUGGACGUCGCGGGGCUUGGGAGUACAACUCAUUCAAAGUACCCGAAGUAGCCCCCAACUACGAUUUCCGGGCUGUGGUGGAGGUGCUGCAUUUAUAUGGCGCCAAUUUGAAAGAAGUUUCUCUUCUUCAUUAUGAAGUAGAACAUUACGGGUCUCUUGAUGACGGUGUCAUAGAGCUCCUCCUAUCUCUUGGCGCCGACGUGCACGCGAAGGAUGAGGCGGGGUUGUCGGUCAUUUCUUUUGCUUUCGAGGGCGAAUUCCGCGACGCCGCACAAUGUAAUGCCUUUGCGCAAUUGCUUAUAGCUUACGGAGCUAAAGUUAAACCCGAAGAGCUCACAGGAACGCUUGAAAACGCUAUAUAUCGCGAAAACCUCGAGGAUCUUGAAUUAAUCCUUGAAUACGGAGUAGACGUGGACUUUUUGUGGUGUGAAGAGGGGACUUUCCUGCAUCUCGUUAUCACACGUCUAUUCAAAGAUGAUACGACAAAAGAAGAAUUCCUCAAAUCGCUCCUAAACCGAGGAGCUGACGUCCUCUUGAGAGACCGCGAAUCGAAAACGCCAUUGGAGCAUGCAAUGUUGUUCCCAUGGAACAUAAACCUGGCGAAGCUUCUCCUUGAUGCGGGCGCCAAAGUCCAAUGCCAAGGCAAAGAAGGAGCUCAGCUCCUAACUUACCUCAUAAAGGAUGGGCUAACCAGCUGGUUUGACCCAAGCACCAACGCGCUUCAGUACUACUUGGAAGAUAUGGAUGUGUGUGAAUUGAUACAUCUACAUGACUUCAGUGAGAUGAAUGCUAUGAUUGAGUUGCUUCUUGAAUACGGAGUCUGUCCAGACUACGCUGAUGACUCUGGCCAGUGUCCUCUUGACCAACCCGGUGCUACACUGUUUUCUUCUCUACAGCCGUGGUUAUCUAAAAGGGGGAAACAUGAUGCAGUUUUGUUUUGGCCUAUUGAUCAGCUGGUUUUCUACUUAAGUAUUUGGGAAUAUUGA
Messenger RNA from Penicillium samsonianum, 1515 nucleotides. RefSeq names its product ankyrin repeat domain-containing protein. The coding region runs from base 1 to 1515 and encodes 504 amino acids. The transcript has a single exon. Gene Ontology annotation, cellular component: cytoplasm; nucleus. Gene Ontology annotation, molecular function: protein binding. The record is from RefSeq and is a predicted model, not a curated record. Lineage: Eukaryota; Fungi; Ascomycota; Eurotiomycetes; Eurotiales; Aspergillaceae.